Musa acuminata AAA Group (dessert banana) is the source of this 417-nucleotide messenger RNA. RefSeq lists its product as uncharacterized. The coding region runs from base 1 to 417 and encodes 138 amino acids. The record is from RefSeq and is a predicted model, not a curated record. The transcript has a single exon. NCBI's taxonomy places the organism in Eukaryota, Viridiplantae, Streptophyta, Magnoliopsida, Zingiberales, Musaceae.
AUGAUGAUCCCGUCGGUGGAUCACCAGCCUUCGAACUCCAGCGCCAUGGGCGACGUCCCUUCUCUUUCACCUCCUCCUCCUCCUCCUCCUCCUCCUCCAUCACUCCGGAGACGCCACGUCAAGCGAUGCUCUCCCAGCGAAGAGGAGACCGACGAGGAAGAGAAGAGGCCGAAGAAGUGUUCGAGGAAACUCCCGCAGAGGCCUCCCACCGAGCGAGUUCUCCGGCCGAGGAGCAGGGACAGCAGACACGAGGAGGAGGAGGAGGCAGAGGAGGAGGAGGAGGAGGCGUUGCUGAGAGUCUCCCUCAGCCAGAAGGAGAUCGAGGAAGACUUCGUGAGGCUGACCGGGUCGAAGCCGCCCCGCCGGCCCAAACAACGGUGCAAGACACGCGCCCAGAUCAGGCUCAAGGUGGGAUGA